UAUUGCCAUGUAGCAGACAACUUUCCGGAAGCGAAGUUAACUGUGAACAUUUCAUGACAAGCAGCAUGACUGUCGACGCAGGAAAGGGGUUCACCCUUCCAUCCGGCCCUUCGUCCUUAUGUUUCGACAAAGAGGAGUUUAUGAAGACCGAGUUCCAUGUGGACCAGUUUGUCAUCGAAUGUCGGCGACACGUUCAGCUGGAGACACUGCGAGAUGAUCUCAACAUAUACCUAAAAAUUCUUAAGAGUGCCAUGAUCGAACUCAUCAACAAGGACUAUGCUGACUUCGUCAACCUCUCAACUAACCUGGUGGGGAUGGACAAAGCCAUCAACAAUCUGACCGUCCCUCUUGGUCAACUGAAGGAAGAGGUCUUGAGUGUCAGAUCGGCAAUGGAUGAAGCAAUAGCAGCUGUUGAAAACAAACUUCGGAAGCAACAGGAAGUGCAGAAAAAGAAGGCUUGCUUGCAGCGUUUGAUGAACAUAACACAGUCGGUGGAGAAGAUUGAACGUCUUCUUGGCAUCCAAGGAUCAGAGUCGGGAGAAGACUCCCAGCAUCCUGGCCAGCUGAGUGGUCAGCUGAUUGAGAGAGUGGCCACGGAGUUCAAUAAGCUGCAGUUCUACGUCACAAAGAGCAGGGGGCUGCCGCUGGUGGAGAGGAUCCGACCUAGGAUAGCAAACAUCACCACCACAUUGCAGUACAGCCUUGAAGGGUCCUUCCUGGAUGGGCUGGAGUCAGGGAACACAGACAUCCUCCGUCAGUGUUUGAGGACAUACGCUCUCAUCGACAAGACUAGGGAUGCUGAGAAUCUGUUUAAACUGCAUAUUGUGAAGCCUUACAUGGAGGAGUUCAUCAAUGAGCAGUACAUCCGCUCCAGUAGCCAGGGGCUUCAAGGGCUGUAUGGCAAGGUGCUUGAGUUCAUCCCCAAGAAGUGUAAGAUACUCAAGGACGUUACCAGUGGAGGGUCGGGAACUACGGAGAUCGUGCGGGGCUAUGACUUCCUGGUCAACUCGGUGUGGCCAGAGAUUGUCAGCAACCUGGAGGCCAGGGUUCCAUCUAUAUUUGCCCCGGGCAACCCCAACGUAUUCCACGAGAAAUACUUGAUAAGCAUGGAUUUCCUGGGAAAGUUUGAGCGGAUGUGUGGCUCUCAAGCCAGCGUGAAGCGUCUGAGGGAACACGCCAGCUACCACACCUACAUGUCCAAGUGGAGCCUCCCAGUCUACUUCCAGAUCAGGUUCCAAGAAAUAGCUGGAUCUUUGGAGACUGCUCUCAUGACUGGAUUUAACAAUUCCCCAGAAAAUCCUCAUGGCUUCCACUUGCUGUCGACGUCUUCCCUGUGGGACUCCCUCCAGAUAUGCUGGCGGGACGGUGUCUACCUGUCCUCACUGUCUCACAGGUUCCUCAAACUCAACCUGCAGAUGCUGUCUCGCUACACCGCCUGGCUGGAGGAGGUGCUUGAAGAGGAGAAUGCAAGAAGAAAAGAGUCACAGCAGGAGAAGCCAACAAAACUGAGGACUGUGUCCUCCACGGGGAACCUGGAGAGGCUGAACGGAGCGGGGGACAUGCACAGGUCCUCCUCCCCACAACCCCCGGAGAGAUCCCCAUCCCCUGCAACCCCUCCCAUCACCAUCGGACAGAUCGUCUGUCUGCUGGCGGAUGCUGAGCGGCUAGCUGACACGCUCCCAGACCUCUUCCUCAACACUGUGAAGCCUAAAUUAGAAGCAGAUGGAUUUCCGAACCCUGACAGCUUGAAAGACACUUUUGUUGAAUGUGGGUCAUCUGUGUUGGAGAGGCUGCCCAAGUUCCAAGUGUUCGUGUCAGGAGACUUGAUUGGUCAGUGCUGUGUCUAUCUCAAGCAAGUCAGCGACAUCCCCCGCUUGUAUAGAAGGACCAACAGAGAUGUUCCCAGCAAACCAUCGACGUACAUCAUCAGUUUGGGGAAACCGCUGAAACUGUUCCUGGAUGAGCAUGCAGAGGCCUUGGGAGGUAAACUGCGAACAGGCUUCCUCAAGACAGUCUUCAGCAGUCUAGCAGAACAAUAUUUUGGAGUCACCUCGGAGGUGUUGUCGUCGGUCAAGAAGAUGGAGGACAGUCUGAAGCGCCUGAAGAAGGCUCGGGGAACAGAAAAGACUGGAGGGGGGCAGGGGAUCUCAGAUGAUGACAAGAUCAGGCAGCAGCUCAUCAUUGACAUUGCCAACUUUGGGGAACAGGUUGAAGCGUUUGGUGUUUCGCCAGGCUCAGUGGAGGGGUAUGACAAACUGCAGGAGUUGUCACAGGAGGCCAAGGCUGCCAUGACAUCACCCUAGACUGGUGGUGGACGCAGUGAUGUCCCAAUAAUAUAAGAGUAACGCUAUUUUUCAGGGCAUUAUCGUUUGCAGAAGCCCGAGGUCUUCCAUUAACUGCCCGAUGAAGGAGUAAAGUUGAAAAGACUGAGGGCUUCUGCAAAUGAUACUGCCCUGAAAAUAGUGUUACCGUUACUGUAGCUAAAAUGGAUAGAAUUUGUUAUCAAAUAUAAAAAUACCACAAUAUCGGUUUUGAAGCAUUUACUGCAAUCAACACGAAUUUCCCUUACCCGCUUUUACAAAUAUGAAAAUGUCAUUGAACAAACCAGAUGACGUCAUUAUUGAAUGUGACGUCAAAUUUCCCUAUCCCAUUGACGUAACCUAACAACGAGCGUGAUAAUGGCUGGUCGUCAAGCAAUAUGAGGGCAUUAUCAAGUUACAGUGGCCCCCUCAUUUCUGAUAACAUGCAGGCGGUUUGAUGAUAAUCCUAUCCAUUUUAGCUAUAAUACAGUAACACUGUAUGACAGUGUUGCUUGGGAUGGACGUACCUUAGGAUGUACACAAACGCCUGAAAUUUGAAAAGUUGAAUUUUUUCAUACUUUUCACUGCAUUUGUAUCCAUUUUCUUGAAUGAAUAUCUUUUCAUGGGACUCAAGUGCUUGAAUGUGCUCUAAGACAGAUGGAGGAUUUGUGACAGUACUUUAAAAAGGACUACAUUUAUAUCCCGAUGAAGUAGUCACUUAUCCCUGUCUGCAACAUGGACUGUGGGAUGUCAGUGGACUUGGGAAUAUCCAUCGCUGUUUCCAUGCACUGAUUUAUACUAAACACUUUGGUUUGUCAGAAAGGCUGUUGUUAGAAACUUGUCUUGUGGGGCAUUUAGAAGUACUUGUAUUUUGUUCUUGAUCCAUUUAUGAAACCAGUGUUAGGUCAGAUACACCAGUACAAUGAAAUCUGUAUUCAACAACCUGUGUUGGGAAUAUUUUGUGCAUUUUGUUUUAUUAUUUAAUAUUCUCCAAUUUACUAUGCAAAAUGUGUAGGGACACCUCUAUUCGUAGAUAUGUAAAUUUCAACACUUCGCAAUUGUCUGUAGAAAAGAUAUGUAAAUUUCGACACAUUGCAACUAUCUGUGGAAAAGAUAUGUAGAUUUUGACACUUUGCAACUAUCUGUGUAAAGAUAUGUAAAUUUCGACACUUUGCAACUAUCUGUAGAAAAGAUGUGUAAAUUUCGACACUUUGCAACUCUCUGUAGAAAAGAUGUGUAAAUUUCGACACUUUGCAACUCUCUGUAGAAAAGAUGUGUAAAUUUCGACACUUUGCAACUAUCUGUGGAAAAUUGACAUAAAAGAAGAAAAUAUUGCAAAAAUAAUUACUCAUGCAUGUUCUUACAGAACAGCAGAGAUGUCAAUUCCCUGACAAUUCCUUUUAAAAUACUAACAUUUUCAGUUCAAAUAUAAAGAUAUAUAAAUAUAACAUGAUUAGCUCUUGUAGCUCCUACAGAGGUACUCUACCAGCCAGCACUCGUCAGUAGAACAUAUAGCCUUUCCAAGUCUACCUAAAAAUCAGUUACAACUGAAUAGGUGCUUUCUAAAGAAUAUUUGUUUCAAGGAGCUGGAACAUUACUUGUGCCUCUCAUAUCUGUAAUGGUUUGUUUUGUGCGUGAUGUUGGUGCAAUAGCCUACACUGGAAGCUUGUCUCUCUGGAUGUACCAGUGUUUACUCCUCAGAUCAAGUAGAUAGCCAGACACUGCAUGGAAGACUUGUGGAGUCUCAUUAACAGAGUGAAACUCUAUAGUAUUAAACAUACAUUAAAUAUAUCAUGUGUAUAGGAUGCUAGUGGUAAAAUGUCAUGGAAUAGUCACGACAUGCAGAUAAUACUGUGGACCACUUAUUGCUUAGGCCAAAAAAAAUAGGCUUGGUUCUCAGGCACCGCCCGCAUCCUCAUAAAGACUGA
This is a messenger RNA of Haliotis rufescens (red abalone), 4228 nucleotides long. Its product is annotated as conserved oligomeric Golgi complex subunit 2-like. Lineage: Eukaryota; Metazoa; Mollusca; Gastropoda; Lepetellida; Haliotidae. The record is from RefSeq and is a predicted model, not a curated record. Gene Ontology annotation, biological process: Golgi organization; protein transport; intra-Golgi vesicle-mediated transport. Gene Ontology annotation, cellular component: COG complex; membrane. The coding region runs from base 54 to 2303 and encodes 749 amino acids. The transcript has 18 exons.